CAGCGAUGGGCACCGCCGCCGACGCUGAUUCCCUCUCUCUCGGUGUCCAUCGUUACCGCCGUGGCUGCCAUCGAGGACGACCCCGGCGUGGAGGACAAGGACAGGCUUCUGGCGCAGCAGCAGCUUCAGUGGAUGGGCGAGAUCGACUCCCAGGAGCCCCAGAUUGUGGAGUCCGUCAUCCCAGGAGAACCCGCGCUCGAGGUGUACACGAGGCCUUCGCGGCCGGGCGCCAUUCCUCGUCUUCAAGGGCCUUUUGACUUGCAGGCGGGCCCGGAAACAGGAGAUGACCUGGACAGCUCCAUCACAGACAUCCUGGUGAUUGGGAAGAAGACGGAGACGGAGGACCUCAUGUUGGGCGAGGAAGACGAGCUCGACUUUGACAACGGGGAUCAGGAAGGCCUCUCGCUGACUGUCAUCUGUUUGCUGUCCACGAGCGGCCAGGUCCGCAUUUACCUGGACACCGAUGGAGUACAAGCUCAGUGGCUGCCCCCCAAGGGCAAGAGCAGGCUCAGUCGCGCAGUGGCAGCGGAGACGGAACCGCCUGCUCUUCUGGCAUUCCAAGCCAUCGACACCAUGACCCCGGUCGAGGUCAACGAAGGUAGCUGGCCGGUGUUUAGCACGGACGUCAUGUCGCGAUACAACUUUUUUGUCACCCACCACGCGGCCAUCACGUUCAUCUCACUCUCCCCUUGGAUCUUUAGGCUUGAGAGCGAGCUACAGGGCGAGUUUGAAGCUGGCACGGACUUCCGUCUCGGUCUCUUGGCCAACGCGCAAUCUACCAGAGACCGAGUCUACGCGCAGCAGGCAGCAGAUGUCGCAAUCCCGCUGGCAGGCUGCGUAACCAUCCGCGAUCCCGACCUUGGCUACUUCCUCCUCUCAGCGACACCCUACGAGCCCAUUGCGCUGACUUUUGAGACGCCCGACGAUGAGCCAGUGACCGUUCGACAGGACAGCCCCGUUCACGAGCGCGAAGUCAGCAUGGCGCCUCUGGACUUUUACGAGCCGCGACCGGUCUAUUAUCCUCCACAUACCUUUAGCGAAUCGUCCGCCCUGCCAGAGCUGCUGGAGCGCCUCCGCACGUCUCGCCACAAGACCAUUGUCAAUCAGGAGGUGAAGCUCAGCCCGCUCACGCUGGCCAUCUUUACCGACGCACACAAGGUUCUCAGCGACGAGACAUAUCGGCUGGGCGUGGCGGCGGCCGAGGUCUUUCGUCGAUGCGAACUGUUACAAGCGGAGCUACGGCAGCAGGUCAGGAAGGCCAACGAGGUCAAGGGCAAGAUCGACACCAUCAACGGAUCUCACAGGGAGAACAACGAACCGGACAAUGCAAUGUACGAGAGGCGGAUCAACGAGGCCAAGGAGCGGCAGGAGAGGCUGACGAGGCGGAUGGAGGAUCUGCGCAAGACGGUCAGCAAGACGACAUGGCGUGAUCUGAGCGCCAAGGAGCGAGCGUUUGUGGAAGAGGUCAAGGCGAUGGAGGCUAGCGUGUCUGGGCCUCCUCCGGGGGCUGAGGCCGGGUCGUCGAGGAACCAGGCGAAACAGGUAUGGAGGCGGCUGGAGGAGGUCAAGAGGCUGCAGGCAGAACUGGUGGCCGAGGCCGAGGCGCUGAAAAACGCGAGCGGCACCGAGUCCCCGGCCAGCGUGGAGCAGCUGCGCAUUCCCCAAGACAUACGACGCAGCAAGCUGCAGCAGGUGCAAGGACUGCUGUCCCGCGAGUCUGCGCUAGUCGAGGCCGUAACGUCACGACUGGAGCGGCUCCAGGCCAGCAUUUGA
Trichoderma citrinoviride is the source of this 1773-nucleotide messenger RNA. RefSeq lists its product as hypothetical. The record is from RefSeq and is a predicted model, not a curated record. Gene Ontology annotation, biological process: ribosomal small subunit export from nucleus; protein import into nucleus; ribosomal large subunit export from nucleus. The annotation marks the transcript as partial. Lineage: Eukaryota; Fungi; Ascomycota; Sordariomycetes; Hypocreales; Hypocreaceae. Gene Ontology annotation, cellular component: nuclear pore. The transcript has a single exon. Gene Ontology annotation, molecular function: structural constituent of nuclear pore.